CUCACCUUCGUCGUGCGUGCGUAUCGGCUUUGUGGCGCGGCGUGGCUAGGGCUAGCUGUUGACGUUGUGAGAGGUGCAUGGACAACGUACACUGUACAUAUGUAGCUGUACUGUCGAACGGGCGUAGCGGCAUUUCCGGUAAACUACCACUGCUUGCAUGUGGGCUGUCUCGUGACCUUAGCAUAGCAUUGUUAACUUGAAUUCUUUCGUAGGCCUACAAUCAAAAACAGACGGAUUUUUGGACCAUCCUUGCAAGUUACAACCAGACCAAGCCUUCAUAACACAGUGCGACAGGAUUAGACAUUAGUUAAGUAAUACGUAAGACGUGUGGGCAGGUAUCUGGUGCCUGAUACGUCUUAGUAAGUCACUUGCAAAAAUGCUGACAGCCAAAAGUCUCUGCAUUUCUCUGCAUUGUGUGCUGCUCCUACAUAUAAUCACCAGCACCGCUGCCGAGUUACCUUUCCGGAACGUCUCCUUGUCCUGGGAUGAACGUCUCAACGACCUCAUCCCCAGGCUCUAUCUGGACGAGAUUGCCUCACAGAUGACCCGGGCUGGCUACAAAGAGAACGGCCCAACGCUACCCAUCCCUAGGCUGGGUAUUGGCCCGUAUAACUGGGUCACUGAGUGUCUACGAGGGGAUGUUGAAUCAGGGAAUGCAACUUCAUAUGCAAUGCCUAUUGGUCUAGCUGCUUCAUUUAGUGUUGACCUACUCACGGCAGUUGGCACAGCAACAAGCAUAGAGGUCCGCGCCAAAUACAACAACUACACAAGCCAUGGAAUAUACAAAGACUUUGGUGGACUGAGCUGUUUUAGUCCCGUCAUCAAUAUUGUGAGGCAUCCCUUGUGGGGAAGGAUUCAGGAAACCUAUGGCGAAGAUCCUUUCAUUUCGGGAGAAUUAGCUAAGGCAUAUGUGGCUGGUCUGCACGGGGAUCACCCACGCUAUGUCCGUACAAGCUCUGGCUGCAAGCACAUCUUUGCCUACGACGGACCUGAGGACAUUCCGUCUCCCAGAUUCUCGUUUAACUCCGUUGUAAAUGAUGCAGACAUGCAGAUGACCUACCUCCCCAUGUUCCACGAAUGUGUCAAGGCGGGCACCUUCAACUUGGUCUGCAGCUACAACAGCAUCAAUGGUAUUCCUGCCUGUGCCAGUAAAAAGUACUUAACCGACAUCGUUCGCAAUCAGUGGGGCUUUAAAGGCUACGUCUCCAGUGACGACGGAGCACUUGAGUACCUGCACUCAGCGCACAACUACACAAAAGGCCCGCUGGACUCCACCGUGGCAGCCAUCCAGGCUGGCUGCAACCUGGAGCUGACUGGUUUCAAAACGCCCGUCUACACUCACCUGACGCAGGCCGUGCAGCUGGGCCUGAUCAGCAUAGAGGAGAUGACCACCCUAGUCCGGCCUCUCUUCUACACCAGGAUGAGGCUAGGAGAGUUUGACCCACCUGACAUGAACCCUUACACCAAGCUGAAUGUGGACGAAGUAGUGGAGAGCGCUGAGCAUCAGGAGUUGGCAGUCUCUGUGGCUGUCAGGACCUUUGUCUUGCUGAAACACAUCGGCAACGUCCUGCCCGUUGGCAAGAUUGCAACUCUGGCCGUUGUUGGUCCUAUGGCCGACUCGCCCUAUGACCCCUUUGGGGACUACCCACCGGGCACCUUGCGUGAGUACAUCACUACCACCAGGGAGGGCUUGAAGAGCAUUGCAUCAAUAGUGAAAUAUGCCGGAGGGUGCAGUAGCCCUAGAUGUACUGACUACGAUCCGAAAGAAAUUAUCAGCGCUGUCACAGAUGUGGAUUUUGUUGUUGUGUGCUUGGGUACAGGGACAUCAAUAGAAAGUGAGUCUCGAGACCGCCCGAACAUGGACUUGCCCGGUUCACAGCUACAGCUUCUACAGGACGCUGUCAAAUACGCCGAUGGUCGUCCCGUAGUUCUGCUCCUAUUUAACGCUGGUCCGUUGAACAUCACAUGGGCCGAUGAAAGCCCCGAUGUCCAUGCCAUUGUGGAGUGUUGGCUCCCGGCUCAGGCUACCGGCCUGGCUGUGGCUCGCUUCAUGACCAAUGGCCCAGAGGGCAACCCUGCAGCAAGGCUUCCGUACACGUGGCCGGCUUCUAUGGAAGACGUGCCUCCGAUGACCAACUACAGCUUCUACAACCGUAGCUAUCGUUACUUCACGGGUACACCACUCUACCCAUUUGGCUAUGGUCUGUCCUAUACUGAGUUCACCUAUAACAGGAUUACAGUGUCCAAUCCUCUUCUCAAACCCUGCGAUGAUCUUCAUAUCAGUGUCACCCUGACGAAUGUUGGCCACUAUGCUGGGGAUGAGGUGAUACAGGUGUAUGUUGGCUGGCCAGAUGCAGCCUACCCGGUCCCUAAACUUCAACUGGGAGCAUUCCUCCGUGUGUCAACCACCCCGCAGAAUGAGAUCACCAACUACGUGACUAUCCCAGCCCGUGUUAGGGCGGUCUACAAUGAAACCCUUGUGCUUCAGCCCGGCAAGUUCAUGCUGUACGCCGGUGGUCAGCAACCCGGUCAGAAGAGACGCGUGAGCUCCAAUGUCCUGAUCACUGGUUUCACUGUGGUCGGGCCUGCAACAAAACUCUCAGAGUGCCCUCCUUAAUAAGCAAACAGGCCACAGGCAAAUAUUAGGGGUUGGUGGUGGAGAGAAAUUCGUUGAUUGCAGGACUCUGUCAAAUUUAUAUCUCUCUGAAAUUGUCAUUUUGAACGGGUAAGUGGGAAGAACUUAACCAAAAAUUUGCUUAACAGAAUGUCAGAAGACUUUUUAUUGAGCGAUUCAAAGUUCAAGUUGUCAUCAGUUAUCAAUAUCAUUACUCACCUCUCUUCUUUCAGUUGAAAUUGAUUCAUAGUUAGUGCCGAGCCUACAGUCAGUUAUGGCAGUGGGCAUUUUGCUCUCGUAUACCCAUUUACUGUCGUGACCACGUGAGUGCAGUUACCAGCACUUGGGACAAGAAACAUUUUUGGCACUCCCGUAAAGUAAUUUGACUGCGUAUUUACUUUGAAUCUUCUUUAGCUACUGUAAAGCCCAUGUUUGUUUACUACACAGAUCAGUAUGUCCAAAGCUGGCUCUGUCAACUGAUGAGUAAAAUAACCCAUUAACCCACCUUGUGUCAGACCGGUAUCUAUAAGUUUUAGUAAUUAUAGCAUGUUGACUGGCAACCUUAUUUCACUGACCAACCAUCUGUAUCGUUACACUCAGAAAAAUCAUUCCCAUAUUGGUACAAAAUAAGUCAGUAAUGGGAAAGAGUGAAAAAUCCAAAGUUUGGUUUUUAUGUUAACAAUGAUGAAACAAAAGGUAUUCAAAAUCAACGGAAAAUACAAGGAAUAAUAUGACUUUGAAACUUCAAUGAAAUGACAUUAUUUAACACAUAAUAUGUAUGUAAGUGAAUUUUGCUCUUUCACUUAAUGGAGAUUCGCUAACAUAAACAAUCAUAUGACAAAUCCACCUGUGCCUCCUUUAGUGCACCACAUUAUGGACAAGUUAUCUUAACACGUGCAGCUAUUAGCAAGGAUGAAUAGGGUUGGGGGUGAAUGGUUUUGCAUAUAAACUACUCCAGACCAAAAAAAUGACUGAAUUUUAACUGGAUAUUUGUAAGUUAGUUGUAGGUUUUUUUUUAAAGUUAUGUAGCUGUGUACUCAGAAUUGCCACAAAAAUCUGAAAUUGUGUUUUUCAAACUUAAUAUACAUAAAUGUGGUCUUAGAUGGUAACCUUCAUGAAAUCUUGUGAAAUGGAAUCUAAAAGUCAUGCAUCGUGUUCAUUGUCUAAAGUGUAUUUGUUAAGCAUUUAACUUCCUGGUCUGAUUAGGAGGCCUUUUGAAUAUAUGUAUGAGGACAUGGGUGUUAAGAUAAGUACUAUGUUAGCAGAUCUAAUUCAAGAAUCUUUUUGACUCAAUAUAAACUUUGGAUCAAGCAACUCACCAUAGCUCCCAACAGUUUUUCUUGGUAUGCUAGGAACGAUCUGUCUUUAUGUUCCUCUCAAGUAACAAUGUACAUGUACUUUGCUACUUUUUUUUUCUGAAAUUUUCUAGAAACAGACCAAAAAGGUACAGUAACAAUUUUAUAGGGGUUGUCCCAUCAUUUCCUGAUAUUUUAUUUGGUUUUUAUAAAUUUGGAGAUAUGACAGUGUUAUGCAAUAACCUGUUACUAGCAUUGUGUCUGUAUAUUUUGUGUCAUGUUUAAUUGCAUCAUGUCUGUUUACACAACUUUUGAAGUUUGCUUCAGGUAAAAAUUCAUAUGCUUAUUUCUUCACAGGAAACUGCAGUAUUGAACUUAAAAAACUGACCUUUUUCAUAAUAAAAACUUACUUCCUCGCCAGUGUGUUGAAUCAUCUGCUACUAGAAUGCUUACUGCAUGUAUAGUUUAUUGAAGAGAUAGACAUUACAAUGAGCCACUUCAGUAUUCCAACAGCACAUGCUCAGUCAGUAUUCGGGAACAGCCUCACACGUGUGUGAUAGUUUGUCCUAUCAGCGCAGCCAUACGCUGACUGGAGCACGUGCUUUGUUCCCGAAAGACCCUGGCUUUUUUGAAAUACCGAACUAGCGUAUUCUGUACCUUUCCCGGUAUCUCUUUGUAUUUGCCUCAGUUACACCCUUUAAACUGCUAGAUCAACGAAUAAUGUAUAGUUUCCAUAGUAGUUCUUAGACUUGGCUUUUUAUUGAAAUGUAAUAUUUUGUAGUUUGCAGUGGGGAGUAAGGAUCAAGAUAAAAAUUAAAUAUCAAAUGUUCAGGAUAA
This is a messenger RNA of Acanthaster planci (crown-of-thorns starfish), 4746 nucleotides long. RefSeq lists its product as uncharacterized. The record is from RefSeq and is a predicted model, not a curated record. Lineage: Eukaryota; Metazoa; Echinodermata; Asteroidea; Valvatida; Acanthasteridae. Gene Ontology annotation, molecular function: alpha-L-arabinofuranosidase activity; xylan 1,4-beta-xylosidase activity. Gene Ontology annotation, biological process: arabinan catabolic process; xylan catabolic process.